CUCUGACGUUUCUGCGUUUUUUUUUCUACUGGAAAUCCCGGGAUGGUCACUCCCUUUGACUCCCAGCCAACCACGAUACCGAUGUACCUCUAGAAUACAGGGCUAUAUGCAUCAUCGCUGAGAACACACGGAUUCACAAUAUCUCAUUAAGUGAGAUAUUCAAUAUUUCAUUUCGAAUAGGUAAAAAAAUAGGACUAUGUCAUUUAGCCUAUUUGAUAUGAAAAUGUAAGGCUAUUCAAUUCAUAUUCUUCAUGAAUUUCUUCCAGAAGAGAGACAUUAGUAAACAUUGCAACAAUUGUCUUGCAAUUUAUCAGGGGACAGACAUCUGAAAUAGGCUACUCAAUUUCCAUCUGCUAAUUGUAACUAACAUAAAAAAAACUCGUAAUCCCAGAAUCCUCCUGUGCGGCAUCUCCUUGAUGAUGUCAUUUACAGUAGUUUAGUCUGUAGUCGCUUAGAGGCGCUCUCCUGUCUCCUCUCCUCAUAUCAUCUGUCACUAGUUACCUAUAUCUUCGGAAUCAGUACAUUUUUGAACAGUUUCUUCUCCAGAAACAUAUAGGAAACAUCUCCAAAUGGCGUCGCCUCUGAAAGUGUGCAUUGUCGGCUCUGGAAACUGGGGUUCAGCCAUUGCCAGGAUAAUCGGCAGUAAUGCUCAGGCCCUGCAGCGUUUCGCCACCACAGUCAAGAUGUGGGUGUUUGAGGAGAACGUGAAUGGCAGGAAUCUCACAGACAUCAUCAACACAGACCAUGAGAAUGUCAAGUACCUGCCUGGAUACAGACUGCCUGACAACGUGGUGGCUGUUCCUCAGCUCCAGGAUGCUGCUGAGGGGGCUGACCUCCUAGUGUUCGUGGUUCCUCACCAGUUCAUCAGGAAGCUGUGUGAUGAGAUGGUGGGCUGUGUCUCCUAGGCCAGGGGAAUCACACUCAUUAAGGGAAUAGACGAGGGUCCGGAGGGCCUGAAGCUCAUCUCGGACAUAAUCAGGGAGAAGAUGGCUAUAGACGUCAGUGUUCUGAUGGGAGCUAACAUCGCCAACGAGGUGGCAGCAGAGAAGUUCUGUGAGACCACCAUCGGCAGUAAGAUCAUGGAGAACGGCCUGCUUUUCAAGGAGCUCCUGCAGACUCCUAACUUCAGGAUCACAGUGGUGGAUGAUGCAGACACUGUAGAGCUCUGUGGAGCCCUGAAGAACAUCGUAGCGGUAGGAGCAGGGUUCUGUGAUGGGCUGAGGUGUGGGGACAACACCAAGGCAGCUGUAAUCAGACUAGGACUGAUGGAGAUGAUAGCCUUCGCUAAGCUCUUCAGUAAAGAUGGCGUCGUCUCCUCUGCAACCUUCCUGGAGAGCUGCGGCGUGGCUGACCUCAUCACCACCUGCUAUGGAGGACGCAACCGACGCGUGGCCGAGGCCUUCGCCAAGACAGGAAAGACUAUUGAGGUCCUGGAGCAGGAGUUGUUGAACGGACAGAAGCUCCAGGGUCCUGCUACCUCAGCUGAAGUCUACCACAUCCUCAAACAGAAGGGACUGGUGGAUAAGUUCCCUCUGUUUGUCGCAGUGUAUCAGAUCUGUUUCGAGGGCAAGCCGGUACAGGAAAUGAUCUCCUGUCUACAGAGUCAUCCAGAGCACCUGUGAGUGCAGCUAGCUAGGUAUGCUAGGCUAACCUCAGAUAGCAGAGCUAGCUCCAUCUCUCCUCUCCAGCUGCUCUCCUCUGACCUCUAUCUAUAGAGAAGCUGUUCUUUCAAACAAGGGUCAGGCCUACCCUCUCACCCCUUCCCCGCCCCUCCCUCCCUCCUUCCCUCCCUAACCCUUCCUCCG
Molecule: messenger RNA, 1805 nt
Organism: Oncorhynchus kisutch (coho salmon)
Lineage: Eukaryota; Metazoa; Chordata; Actinopteri; Salmoniformes; Salmonidae
Product: glycerol-3-phosphate dehydrogenase 1-like protein
Biological process (GO): carbohydrate metabolic process; glycerol-3-phosphate catabolic process
Cellular component (GO): cytosol
Molecular function (GO): protein homodimerization activity; NAD binding; oxidoreductase activity, acting on the CH-OH group of donors, NAD or NADP as acceptor
Source: RefSeq, a predicted model, not a curated record